CAGGAGCGGCUCGAGGCGGCGCAGAACGAGCUCGGCGUGCCGCUGCGCGACCACGUCCCCGUCGCCUUCGUCUCGCAGCGCUCCUGGGCGUCGGAGGCCGCCUCCGCGGGUCGCUACGUCCCCUCCCUCCUCCUCAUCGGCUUCCUCGUCGCAAUGUCGCGCGGCGCGCUCGGCGGCGGGAUUGGCGGCAUGGGCGGCGGCGGAGGCCUCUUCAACGUCGGCAAGUCGAAGGCGAUCAAGGCGUCCAAGGUGCAGACGCGCUUCAAGGACGUCGCUGGGCUGCAAGAGUCCAAGGCCGAGGUGAUGGAGUUUGUCGAUAUCCUCCAGAACCCGGAGCGGUACACCAAGCUCGGCGCAAAGAUCCCCAAGGGGGCUCUGCUCGUCGGCCCGCCCGGCUGCGGAAAGACGCUGCUCGCAAAGGCGACCGCCGGCGAGUCGAAGGCGCCCUUCUACUCCAUCUCCGGCUCCGACUUCAUCGAGAUGUUCGUCGGCGUCGGGCCGGCGCGCGUGCGCGACCUCUUCGCGCAGGCGCGCGCCAACGCGCCCUGCCUCAUCUUCAUCGACGAGAUCGACGCAGUCGGCCGCGCGCGCGGCAAGGGCGGCUUCAACGGAGGCAACGACGAGCGCGAGAACACGCUCAACCAGCUGCUGAUCGAGCUCGACGGCUUCUCGCCCUCGUCGGGCGAAUGCAUCGUCGUCCUCGCGGGCACCAACCGCGCCGACGUUCUCGACCCCGCGCUGCUGCGGCCGGGCCGGUUCGACCGCCAGAUCGUCGUCGACAAGCCCGACAUCACCGGCCGCGCAGAGAUCUUCCGCCUCGACGCCGACUCGGAGUCGUGGUCCCAAAAGAUGGCCGCCCUCACGCCCGGCUUCUCGGGCGCCGAGAUCGCCAACGUGUGCAACGAGGCGGCGCUCAUCGCGGCGCGGCGGAGCGAGAGCGUCGUCACCGCAGAGUGCUUCGACGCGGCGAUCGACCGCGUCAUCGCCGGCAUCGAGAAGAAGGACCUCACCAUCGACCCGUACGAGCGGCGCGUCGUCGCCUUCCACGAGGCGGGGCACGCCCUCUGCGGCUGGCUGCUCGAGCACGCCGACCCGGUGAUGAAGGUGUCCAUCGUGCCGCGCGGCCAGUCCGCCCUCGGCUACUCGCAGUCCCUCCCGCGCGACGUGCCGCUCUACACCGAGGGCCAGCUCGACGACAUGAUGUGCAUGGCGCUGGGAGGGAGGGCCGCAGAGCAGGUGGCGCCGCCCCACCCCCUCUGCGCCCCGCCGUCCCCCCGCUCGCCUGUGACCGUGUACGGCCUCUCGUCGCGCGUCGGCCCGCUCUCGUUUGGGCAGCAGGAGGAGUCCAACACGCUCUACCGCCCCUACUCCGAGAAGACGGCGCGCGUGAUCGACGAGGAGGUGUCCAAGAUCAUCGACGCGUCCUACGAGCGCGCCGUGUCGCUGCUCACCGAGCACCGCGACAAGCUCACCGCCCUGGCCGAGUCGCUGCUCGAGAAGGAGGUGAUCGGCUCGGACGACCUGAUCCGCGUGCUCGGCGAGCGGCCCUUUUCAAAGUCGGUCGACUACGAUGAGUUUGUCAACGCCUCGUGGAAGCGGAAGCUUGAGACGGCGGACGACGCGGGCGAGGACGCCGGAGGGGGCGGCGGCGGCGGGAGCGGCGGUGGCGGCGGCGAGGAGCUGCCGCCGGCACAGGCGGCCGCGUGA
This is a messenger RNA of Emiliania huxleyi CCMP1516, 1707 nucleotides long. RefSeq names its product ATP-dependent metalloprotease FtsH. The annotation marks the transcript as partial. The record is from RefSeq and is a predicted model, not a curated record. Gene Ontology annotation, biological process: proteolysis. The transcript has 9 exons. Gene Ontology annotation, cellular component: membrane. Gene Ontology annotation, molecular function: ATP-dependent peptidase activity; metalloendopeptidase activity; ATP hydrolysis activity. Lineage: Eukaryota; Haptophyta; Isochrysidales; Noelaerhabdaceae.